AUGCGAUCAUCGAAGAAUAAAGCGAGGCAAAAAAGAAGGAAGACGUCCCGAGACAAUGAAUUCGAAACGUUGAUAUCCGAUCAGACUAUGCCUGGUGGAGUCCUGAUCCGUGGAAAACGCGUGUUGAAGUUCGACUUAUUCCCUGAAAUCUCGAAGGAACUUGCGAUUGAAAAAGAGAAAAGAAUGAAAGAAGAACAGGAGUUUAAAGAAAAUUCUCAAAACCGACCGGACGAAAAGAUCCAAAAACCAGCACAUCAUCCUUUGACCCCUCGAGCUCCAACUGAAGAAGAAAAUGCGACCGCCUUGAAACUAGUCGAAGAAAAAUUUCAUCACGCCAAUCGAGAUUAUGGCAAGAUUUACAACUCCGCAAAUGAGCAAAUCAUCGGUGUGUUCGAAAUCCUGAAGAUCCCGAAUUUAGAACAAACACAAAGGGAAGAUCUCGACUUCCUCUGCGCCUUCAUUCACGAUUGCAAGCAGUUUGUCUCACCGGCUAUUUCGGAAGGUCUUUCCUGUGAUGAUAUAUCGUCAGCAAUCGGUUGGUCUAAGGACCUGACCCGGCUAGAAAUUCUUCCUCAAUAUCGGAAUGAAGAAUCCAUCCGAAAAAAUCAAGAAGCUUACUCCAAACUGAUGGAAGCUUCUAAAAAAGCGGGAGGAAUUCUCUGGGACAUCUUCUCCACACUCGGCAACCUGGCUGCCGCGAAUACUCGGGCAAAGAUGAAGAAGCUAGCCUCCGAUGGAUUAGUGUCCAGUCUAGCCUUCCCUUCCAACGGCUUCCACACCGAUUAUCAGGUGGAUAAUGAAGAAGAGUCGGACCCACCAUUGUCCUUUGCAAUGAUGAUCCCUACCUUCAGAUCCACCGGCAAAAUUGCGCUUGAAUCCGAAGGUCAUCGGGUCGACAAUGGACAAUUUGUAUUUCCUGACAUCAAGCAAGCUAUCAGUUUUCCACCAGAUACGAUUGGUCUGAUGAUCUUCCGAGCUCAACAGUAUGCUCAUGGCAUUUUAUCUUCAACUGAAGUUGGUGAUUCUACUCGAUUAGGAUUGUGCAUUCAAGCACCUGUUGUUAUUAAUAGAGGUAGUCAAACAGAACAAGAUACACCUCAUGAUUCAGAACCUGAGAAAGCAAAAAGUUAAAUGGUC
Molecule: messenger RNA, 1137 nt
Organism: Puccinia graminis f. sp. tritici CRL 75-36-700-3
Lineage: Eukaryota; Fungi; Basidiomycota; Pucciniomycetes; Pucciniales; Pucciniaceae
Exons: 1
Coding region: 1-1131 (376 amino acids)
Source: RefSeq, a predicted model, not a curated record